UGCCUCCUCCGGCCACCAACGCCGCAACCGCCACUCGCCGGCCGCCCGCCGCAGCCCAGGCGUCCCGGCCCCGCUCGCCCGGCCUCCCGCCCCGGGCCCCGCGCUGCAGCCACCAUGGGGCUCCUACCCGAGCCCGGCGCGCGCCAGGGCAGCGGCGCCUCUGCGGGCCGAGCCGGCCGCUGUCCCCGCUCUAUCUUCAGCAACGUUAAGGUGUUCGUGCUGUGCCAUGGCCUGCUGCAGCUCUGCCAGCUCCUGUAUAGCGCCUACUUCAAGAGCAGCCUCACCACCAUUGAGAAGCGCUUUGGCCUCUCCAGUUCUUCCUCAGGUCUCAUUUCCAGCUUGAAUGAGAUCAGCAACGCCAUCCUCAUCAUCUUUGUCAGCUACUUUGGCAGCCGGGUGCACCGUCCGCGUCUGAUCGGCAUGGGGGGUCUCCUCCUGGCUUCGGGGGCCUUUGUCCUCACCCUCCCACACUUCCUCUCAGAACCUUACCAAUACACCGUGACCAGCAUGGGGAACAGCAGCCGUCUCCAGACUGAGCUCUGUCAGAAACACUGGCAGGGCCUGCCCCCCAGCAGGUGCCACAGCAGCACCCAGGACUCCCGGAAGGAGACCAGCAGCAUGUGGGGUCUGAUGGUUGUGGCCCAGCUGCUGGCAGGCAUCGGCACGGUGCCCAUCCAGCCGUUCGGGAUCUCCUAUGUGGACGACUUCUCGGAGCCCAACAACUCGCCCCUGUACAUCUCCAUCUUAUUUGCCAUCUCUGUAUUCGGACCGGCUUUCGGGUACCUGCUGGGCUCGGUCAUGCUGCAGAUCUUUGUGGACUAUGGCAGAGUGGACACAGCUGCAGUUAACUUGAGCCCCGGAGACCCCCGAUGGAUAGGAGCCUGGUGGCUGGGCCUGCUCAUUUCCUCAGCCUGCCUGGUUGUUACCUCUUUCCCCUUUUUUUUCUUUCCUCGAGCAAUGCCCAGAGGAAUGGAGAGGACUCCCACCAUAGCAGAUGAGGCAAGGAAGAUGGAAGAGGCCAAGUCAAGAAGCUCCCUGGUGGAUUUCAUUAAACGGUUCCCCCGCAUCUUCCUGAGCCUCCUGAUGAGCCCGCUCUUCAUGCUGGUGGUCCUGGCCCAGUGCACCUUCUCCUCCGUCAUUGCCGGCCUCUCCACCUUCCUCAACAAGUUCCUGGAGAAGCAGUACGGCGCCUCCGCGGCCUAUGCCAACUUCCUCAUCGGUGCUGUGAACCUCCCUGCUGCGGCCUUGGGGAUGCUGUUUGGAGGAAUCCUCAUGAAGCGUUUUGUUUUCUCUCUGCAAACCAUUCCCCGCGUGGCUGCCACCAUCAUCACCAUCUCCAUGAUCCUCUGUGCCCCUCUGUUCUUCAUGGGCUGCUCCACACCAGUCGUGGCAGAGGUCAACCCCCGCAGCACAUCAAGUUCUAUACAUCCACAGCCUCCCGCCUGCCGCAGGGACUGCUCGUGCCCAGAUUCCAUCUUCCACCCGGUCUGUGGAGACGAUGGGGUUGAGUACCUCUCCCCUUGCCAUGCUGGCUGCAGUGAAAUCAACGUCAGCUCUAUAGUCUCCAAGCAACCGACCUACUCGAACUGCAGCUGCGUGAGAGGAGGAUCCGCUUCAGCAAAGACGGGCCCGUGCCCCAUCCCCUGCGCCCACUUCCUGCUCCCGGCCAUCUUCCUCAUCUCCUUUGUGGCGCUCAUAGCCUGCAUCUCCCACAACCCUCUCUACAUGAUGGUGCUGCGCGUGGUGAACCAGGAGGAAAAGUCAUUUGCCAUCGGAGUACAGUUCUUGCUGAUGCGUCUGCUGGCUCCACGUGACCUGAGCUCUCUGAACUCUCUUCCCACUGAUGCCAGCCUGGCUGCCGUCUCCAGCCCUCUACGGCCUCACCAUCGACUACUCCUGCAUCCGCUGGGGCGCGCAGUGCUCUGGAAGGCGAGGGGCCUGCAUCUACUACGACAACGACGCUCUCCGAGACAGGUACCUGGGCCUGCAGGUGGGCUACAAGGCUCUGGGCACGCUGCUGCUCCUCUACAUCAGCUGGCGGGUGAAGAAAAACAAGGAGUACAACGUGCAGGAGAAGGCCGCCAGCCUCAUCUGACAGGCGACCUCGGCCGCCGCUCUGCUCUCGAGAACGGACCCUGCCCCGCACCUGCCCACAUUUACUAACGUUAACACGGCAUCUCCUUUUCAUUUCUUAAAUAAGAGAGAAAACCCCACCACCAUUUGCCUUCCCUGUCCCCGCCUCCCAGAGCACCCCAGGGUCCCUUGGGGCUGCUGUGCACCUGGGCCGGGGGGGGGGCACAGAGCUGGUGGGCUGGGUCUUCCCUGGCCCCUUGGGAGGGGCCCCCAGAGGCCCAGGCUCAUCCUGCGCAGUAGGGAUGCUCACUGAGGCAGCUCUGCACCCCCAGCCCCGUAGUGGGUGGUUUCCCAGGCGGAGAGACCUCUGGGUAUCUGCCCAGAGGAAGAAGGGAGGGCUGAGCUCUUACUGGCCAGAACCAGGCUAGGGGAGGGGGAGGCUGGCUGCAGCCCCCUCUGCCUCCGGGUUCGGUACCAGCACAGAACCCAGAGGGGCUGGCUCCCUUCCCCUCAGAUCCUCACUUCCUGCCCCGAGAGGCCACUUUGGAAGCUUCCCCGUUGGGAAGUACAGCCAGCUGUUCCCCUCUCAGUUACCCACGCUCAGGCGCCAGAGCUGGGGCUGACACCCAAGGAUGGGCCAUCCAAAUGCCGUUCACGUUAACUCUAGGCCCUUCCGUACACGGGUCUGUGCAUGUUUAUCUCUGUCUUUCUGGGGGUAUAUCUCGAACUAAGAAUGCCACGCUGUGGUGAAGACCUGCGGCCGGCUGUGGAUAGCCGUGAUGCCCAGGCCCCACUCCACGGUGUGAGGACAGGACUCGUCAUCUCAGAGUGGUGGGAAGAACCCCUCCCCCACAAGCCUCCCCAGGCUCAGAUGAGGUGUCUUCACAGGGGCUCCCUCGUCUGGACUUUAGCCUGUGUGUCGCGGAGUAAAGGGAGGCCAUCAGGGAUGUCCGCAAAACAGGUGAUGAAGCCCAGGGAAUGUCAAAAGCUGCCAGGCUGCACGGCCGUCUGCAGCCCACAAAGUAGAGGCCCGAGAGGUUGACUCUCCUGGUCCUGAACACACUCAUCAGCAUUUUCUCAGCCUCUUCUCACCGCCUCCAGAGGGGUGAGCGCCUUCUCCGGGCUUGGGCUGAGAGGCGCUGCUGCUGUGGGUGCAGGUUCAGAGUCAGAAACCAGCAAGGGAGGCCUUUCAUCCACAAGUAUUUUAUUUAUUGGAGACCGACCUUGUGCAAGGCGGCGCUGGCGCGUGGUUCUCCCGGAGCUUCCCCGCCCUCCAUCUACACUAAGGCCUCCUCCCAGAGUGGGCUCACUGGGCAGGGCUGGGGCUGCACAAGCAAGAACCCGGAGAUUGUCAACAAGACCUUGACCGUCCACGCCCCAUUGGACUGAGCCCGCUCCUGGCCUUUACCAAACAGGGAGCUGACUCGCCAUGUCCUCUGGAGCAGCUGGACGUUGGUCGUGGCCACAUGCAGAUCUCUUGAGUGCCACUGCUCUUGGAAGACCCGUCCAGAAGCCACCUCCAGAAAGGCCUCAUAUGGUGGAAUGUCAACGGCCACACUGCCAUGGGACCGAAGUCUUUGUGAAAGCCACUGUCGCAGACAGCCUGAUUCCAAAGCCACCAGCUCUAUUUCCACAGAUCUCACUCUGGAAGGGAGGCUCCAUGCAACCUCAGGCCCUUAAAUGACCUGCUUGGAAAAUGAUUUCCUGCAACUAACCCUGGUCCUUCUCGCUGCCAUUUAACCAAAUUCUGAAGGCACUACCUUCAGCUGAGCUCAUGAAGAAUGAAUGCCAACCUUCAGAUUCUGGAAGAUGGUUGCCCUCCCAAGCCUUUUUUCUAUUAUGAUAUUGCUAUUAAUAUAUUAUAAUUCUGCUGUUGA
Molecule: messenger RNA, 3950 nt
Organism: Aethalodelphis obliquidens (Pacific white-sided dolphin)
Lineage: Eukaryota; Metazoa; Chordata; Mammalia; Artiodactyla; Delphinidae
Gene: SLCO2A1
Product: solute carrier organic anion transporter family member 2A1
Exons: 14
Coding region: 115-2163 (682 amino acids)
Biological process (GO): prostaglandin transport; transmembrane transport; sodium-independent organic anion transport
Cellular component (GO): basolateral plasma membrane
Molecular function (GO): prostaglandin transmembrane transporter activity; protein binding
Source: RefSeq, a predicted model, not a curated record